Molecule: messenger RNA, 601 nt
Organism: Uloborus diversus
Lineage: Eukaryota; Metazoa; Arthropoda; Arachnida; Araneae; Uloboridae
Product: mesencephalic astrocyte-derived neurotrophic factor homolog
Biological process (GO): dopaminergic neuron differentiation; neuron projection development
Cellular component (GO): endoplasmic reticulum
Source: RefSeq, a predicted model, not a curated record
UUUGUGUUGGAGUUCUUAAUAAAUUGGUUAGCACUUUAUCUUCUGAAGAAAAGUCGUCUGCGCCUCAAAUUGAAGCAAAGUUUCAAGAAUUAUGCCUCAAUACAAAAAAAUCUGAAAAUAGAUUCUGUUAUUAUGUUGGAGGUCUUGAAGAAUCUGCUACAAAAAUAGUUUCUGAAAUGUCUAAACCUUUGUCGUGGGGACUUCCCGUUGAUAAAGUUUGUGAAAAAUUGAAGAAAAAAGAUGUUCAGAUUUGUGAUUUACGAUAUGAAAAAACAAUAGACUUAAAGACAGUGGACUUAAAGAAGUUGAAAGUAAGAGAUUUAAAGAAAAUCCUUUCAGAUUGGGACGAAAGGUGUGAAGCUUGUCUUGAAAAAACUGAUUACAUCAAGAAAAUAGAAGAAUUGAAACCAUUAUAUACUAGAGAAGAACUGUGAAAGCUUAAUUUCUAUUAAAAGUGGUUUUAAUAUUAAUUCAUUUGUUUGAAUGGGAAAGACUAUUCAUAGCAUUUGAUAUCGCUGUACUUUUUUUUUUGUACAUUUUGUUUAAAUUGUGCACAUAAAAUGUAAAAUACUACAAUUUUCAUAAAGUUAUACAAAACUUG